AUGCAAUUCCAAACUCUCGUCCCAACUCAAUCCGAGCCAAUCCACACUCCUCACUCGGCUCUCUCUCACCACGCAACCAUGGUCCGCAGGGAAUCAACCUUCCUCGCCCUCACCGAGGAACCCGCUGUUGCCCCAUGGUUCUUGAGACAGCGACGACCAUCCAACUUCCUCGUUUUGGCUCCAGUUACUUCUGAGUCUUACCCAUCUGCUCCAAGACCACAACGGGCAACCAUCAUGACCUACAGCAAGGAUAACGAGGAAGCCAUCGCUUCCUCUCCAGAGCUUGGUCCAUCCGCAGCUAUCCUUCCAGUUGAGCCAAUGGUCCUCAAGACUCGACGAAGCACCAGUGUCAGCUCCACCAGCAGCGAGGGUCGCCGACUCAGGUUCCUCAAGCUUAACCCAGUCCACUGGGGCGGUGAGGAGGGCGAGGAUGACUACGCCAUUGAGGAGUAA
This is a messenger RNA of Orbilia oligospora ATCC 24927, 453 nucleotides long. RefSeq lists its product as uncharacterized. Lineage: Eukaryota; Fungi; Ascomycota; Orbiliomycetes; Orbiliales; Orbiliaceae. The transcript has a single exon. The coding region runs from base 1 to 453 and encodes 150 amino acids. The record is from RefSeq and is a predicted model, not a curated record.